AUGACCACAGUUCUCAUCACCGGAGCCACUGGCAAACAAGGAGGCUCCGUGGUUAAGAAUCUUCUGGAGAAAAGUGCCCCUUACAAGAUCCUCGCCGUCACCCGCGACGUCAAUUCCGCUUCAGCAAAGAAACUCGCUCAAAAGUCUCCCAAUCUCACAUUGAUCCAAGGCAACCUCGACAACCCGGCGGCUAUCUUCGACAAUUUCCGCAUUUCAUUUCCCACACACGAGAUCGGGAAGCAUCUCAAAAAGAAAGCAAAAGGAACCGAUAUGGAAUGGACGAUUCUCCGACCCGUUGCCUUCUUUGAGAACUUCAAGCCGAACUACUUCGGCAACGUGUUUACGACGGCAUGGCAGAUGUCUCUGAAGGGCAAGCCGCUGCAAUUAGUCGCAAAGAGUGACACCGGGUUCUUUGCUGUGGCGGCAUUUAUGAAACCCGAGGCAUCGAAGAAUCAUGCUUUCUCGUUUGCUGGGGAUGAAUUGACGUUUGAUCAGAUGUCAGAGACUUUCAAGAAGUUGACUGGCAAGAAUGUACCGCCCACUUAUUGGAUUCCGGUUUGGUUGAUGAUGGCCGGUGUCAAGGAGCUGGGUGUGAUGUUCCAAUGGUUCCACGUUGAGGGAGAUGGUGCAGAUAUUCCGGCUUUGAAAAGGUUGAAUCCUGCCUUGAAGACAUUUGAGGAUUGGUUGAAAGAGGAUAGCCAAUUCGAGACGCGUUAG
Molecule: messenger RNA, 717 nt
Organism: Penicillium hordei
Lineage: Eukaryota; Fungi; Ascomycota; Eurotiomycetes; Eurotiales; Aspergillaceae
Exons: 2
Coding region: 1-717 (238 amino acids)
Source: RefSeq, a predicted model, not a curated record